This is a messenger RNA of Cylas formicarius (sweet potato weevil), 2302 nucleotides long. RefSeq lists its product as uncharacterized. Gene Ontology annotation, cellular component: ciliary basal body; ciliary tip; centriole. The transcript is spliced from 9 exons. Lineage: Eukaryota; Metazoa; Arthropoda; Insecta; Coleoptera; Brentidae. The record is from RefSeq and is a predicted model, not a curated record. The coding region runs from base 72 to 2267 and encodes 731 amino acids. Gene Ontology annotation, biological process: cilium assembly.
UACUCCGUGUUCUCCUAUCCGUCCGGCGGCUCCACGCUGAAGGGCCAAACCGCACUGGUGCCUUUUCCGUUAUGGCCGACUCCAACCUCCCCUCUGCCGGCUCGCUGGGAGUGCUUAAAACGAUCAUCCUGUUCCUCCAAAGCCACGAUUUCCCCGAAGCCGCCGACGCGCUUAAAAUGGAGGUCGAAUCUUCGGGCUUCAAUCUUGCCGCGGUUCCUGCCAAGUCGGUUAUGCUGAGACGGUGCAAAUGCUCCCGCAACGUCGCCAAUCAGACCGACCUCGAGCGCCACCUUAACGGUUUUCUGGAAGGCACAUUCGAGGGCGAGCCCCAGCAACUCAAAGACGAUGGCGUUCACGUGGUGUACGUUUGCGACCACCAGAGUCCGAACAGCGUCCGACCAAAAGAUAGCGAAUGGAGUGCGAAGUCGGACAUCUGCCAGCUCAAGAACAAAUUCAGCCAAUUGCAUCGCGAGCACCAGAGACUGAUCGCCGUGACGUCAGAGCUAACUAGUACGAUCCAAUUGAACGUCGUGAGCCAGACGGAGAACAUCUCCAGCGCCCUCGAACAAUGCAAAACGAUAUACCCAGGCCUCUUCACUGAUCCGAGACACAAUCAAACACCCCUGAUGGUAAUCAAAAGUGAAGAAACGACACCAAAUCCGCCCGAAGAGCCGUUAAAUUUGGAAACGCUGGAGUCUCGCACACCGCUCACCCCGGAAACGGUGAGGAAGGUUUUGGAUACCGUCUUCGAUAGGAUUUUCGCUCCGGAGCCGUCCAGGUCGGUUCGAAGCGCCCCUCUACAUCGCGGGGAUGUGCAGAAGAUCGUCGACGAUGUUUUGGACGACGUAGCGGCGUCCCCUGUCAAAAUUGACGGCUCGGGGGAGGGGGGCGCUUGGCGUGGGGGCCGUUGGUUCGAAAUCGACUACGCAAAGGUCAAGCGGGACCUCUUAAAUUCGGACAGUCAGCAGAAGGUUAAGAUCUUGCAAGCCCUGCGAUGGAGGGUGACCAAAUCCGAUUUGACGGAACGGCAAAGGACGAUGGAAUCAUUUGCGCAAAACGACAUUUUCGAAUUGCGUCGUGACGUCAGUGUGCCCGAAAGGCUGACGACCGAAGACCCACGCGUCCAGGAAUCGGUGUUCAGACUGAUCAACGCCAUGGCGUCGCUGCGUCACGGUCGCGACUAUCUCACCACCGACGACAAGAUCCUCAAACGGACGCUCCUGAAGAUGGCCCGCGACAUCAGGACGAUAUCCUCGAGCGUCGUCAGGGAUAUGCUCGUCGCCAGCAUUCAGAAGCUGUCGAUACGAAAGCAGUGUCGCGCAGCGAUAGUGCGCGAAGGCCUGCUCGAACUCCUGGUGGACUACUUGGACGACUUCUACGACGUGUUGUCCAAAUAUUGCCUCGAGUACGCCACCGCGCUACUUAUGAACUUAUGUCUGGUGGAUGAGGCCAAGACGAGGGCUGCGAAAAUGUCCAAGAAGGUGGUGGCGAUGUUAAAGAAGUUCCUCGACGGCGACAAGACGUAUUGCCUGCAUUACGUCAACGCCGUCAUGUUCAGUUUGUUGGAGAGGCCGGAGCUGGUAGAUGAGGCACUCCACCAGGACCUGGACAAGACAGUAGUCAGGCUUAUUAGGACCACGGCUAACGACAACGUCAGGAAACAGUUGGACUUUAUAGUGCAGUGCCGGCUCUUGGGGAGGCAAGAUCCCGCCGUGGAGGCGAAAGAGCCCAAACCCUGCGAAGAGGUGGACCUUUUGGAGGCCGAGCUCGAUCAAGACGACAUUGACACCUCGCCCCCUCGAGGCGAGGAUUUCUUGGAGGGGUACCGAUCUCCGGAGCUUCACCUGGGGUUGCCUUCGUCCGCAAGGACCUUCAGCGAGGAAACCAAGCAGCUCCACCACAAACCGUCGUCGGAGAGGGGCAUCUUCGACGCGGGUCAGCCCAAAACGUUCGACAACCCCCGCGGGCUGAUACGUCACUUCAUGAACAACAAAACCAACAGGGUGGGCGGAUCUAGGUGGCCCUCCACGCCCAUCUGCUACAUGGAGCCCCUCCAGCCGCUAAGAGCCGAUCAAAGCAGGUACAGUUGCGGCUGCUACGACGCCAUCCGCAAGGAGGUGGCCGAAGACGGCUUGAACGAGUUCGAAACGUCGACCGCUCGCCGUCGAGAUGGUGGUAGCGGGCCGUGCGGCGUGUGCGGGGACAAAGUCUGCGACUGCGCGUUCGAGCCCAGGCCGAAACUGUGCCGAACCCCGACUGUUUCGUAGUUUGUCCGAUUGUAUAAAUAAAAAAAAAUGAAAGC